GGUACUUCGCGGGGCUGUGCGCCACGAUGGUGGCUCUCAUGCUGAUGCGGAUGGGCCAGCCAGCGCUGCUGUAUCUGGUUCCUGGGACGCUGGGCACCACGGUGGCCCUCGCGGCCCGGCGCGGUGAGCUGCCGCUGCUGUGGUCGGGCGCGUCGUGCGGCAGGGACUCCGAGCCCGCGAGGUGUAGCCACGCGAGCCAGCCAUACGGGCGCGCCGAGGAGGACCUGGGCGUGUGGGCGAAGGGGACACAGACCUCCGAUGCCAUGACGUUGCGGCCUUCACGGGCCGCUCUGGGCCCCCCAGGGUAGUCAACAAGAACUGCUGGGGAUGACAAGCCAUGCUGAAGCACGCAUCCUUCUGGGUUUUCAAUGUGUUUAGAUCCACUUCGGCCGGGUGUGAUGGUAUGUUUGUAGAUGUCUCCAGUUAGC
Prorocentrum cordatum is the source of this 428-nucleotide messenger RNA. NCBI's taxonomy places the organism in Eukaryota, Dinophyceae, Prorocentrales, Prorocentraceae. The record is from the annotation of a GenBank genome assembly.